Molecule: messenger RNA, 3086 nt
Organism: Onychostoma macrolepis
Lineage: Eukaryota; Metazoa; Chordata; Actinopteri; Cypriniformes; Cyprinidae
Gene: lrrc3ca
Product: leucine rich repeat containing 3Ca
Exons: 2
Coding region: 231-1031 (266 amino acids)
Cellular component (GO): plasma membrane
Molecular function (GO): protein binding
Source: RefSeq, a predicted model, not a curated record
CGGCUCGCGCUGCGUGCGGAUCUCCAGCACUAAACCAGAAGGAAUAUUUCUGCAAAUGUCACUGAACUCCCUUAUCUACAGCAAACCCGCGAAGGCGAAUGCAGAGGAGAUCUCAGAAGACAGAGAGGAGAAAUGCUUGCAAGCUGAUGGGCAUUUUGAUGUUGGGUACAGCCCCCUGGAUGCUCUCAGCACAGGUUGUACUCUAAAGGGAUUAUGCCCGCUGUCCUACAAUGCUGCUACCCUCAGGUUGGCUGCUUCGGCACUCCGUGGUCAUGUGGUUGCUGUUUCACAGCUUAGUGCUGAUGACACUGUGUUUCCACCAUGCUGCAACUUCCUGCUCCAAACGCUGCUACUGUUCGGACAGUGAGGGCUCAUUUGGUGGUAAGACUAUGCGCUGCAGCAAUCUGCAUCUUACUGAGAUCCCUCAGGACAUUCCCAAUGACACACGACGCCUCUACCUGGACUACAACCUCCUGACCAGCAUCCCUGCCAAUGCCUUUAAUGAUCUUCCACUGCUAGCUGAACUGGAUCUUUCCCAUAAUGAACUAGCUUUGCUUGAACCUGGAGCCUUUAGAGGCUUGGCAGGCUCUCUACAAUUUCUGGAUCUCUCGUCCAACCAGCUCACGACACUGGACCCAGAUGCCUUUGAAGGUGUUAGAGCAAGAUCCAACCUCACUGGAAACCCCUGGCACUGUGACUGCAGGCUGCAGACAGCCCUUCCACGCCUAGACCUAGAGCCUGUGUCUUUGACUGGCAUUAUCUGUGAGACAUCUGAACCCUCAGACUCUGGAGCCCAAGGCGUGCCUUUCCUGCUGGCCAAAGACCUGGACCUGUGUGUGGUGCUCAAAAAGACCACGGACGUGGCCAUGUUGGUGACCAUGUUUGGAUGGUUCACCAUGGUCAUCUCCUACCUGGUCUACUAUGUGAGACACAAUCAGGAAGAUGCCAGGCGCCACCUGGAGUAUCUCAAGUCUCUGCCCAGCAGGCAGGGCAAGUCUGAGGAGUCUUCCACCAUCAGCACUGUGGUAUAGUACCAGGCCAAGUGCUCAUGACAUGUGGAGGAAGCUUCUCAGGCUGCCAAAAGGCAAUGGCACACUGGACAAUGGGCUACCUGUCUCUAAAGUUUAAAAUUGAUUAAACAUGUAGAAAAACAAAGAAUAAUGGCUUUGUAUCCCUUGAAUCACAGACCACUCACUUCAAGGUACCACUCAGGAUUGAUCAGUACCCUCCCUAAGAACCAGAAAGAACUUCUGACAUAGGAUGCUUUGUGGUCAGUGGAUUGCAAUGUUCACAACAGGGAAAUGUGAAACAUAUCAUGUUAAAACCAUCCACAUACACACGCAUGGACAGAGAUUACUGGAGACAGAAGGAGGGAAAUCACAGGGGCCAUCUAAUCCAAUUCAGAUGAAUAAUUGAUUCAGAAAUGGCCGAGCUUGAGGCUCAUCUUGACUAAGAGGUUUGUCUGCUCUGCAUGCUUUUAAAGGAGGCGUUGUCUGUUUUUUUUUUUUUCAUCCAGUGGUUCUUUUUUCAGUCAGAUCCCCAUUUGGCAGGCAACACGCGGAGCGUAAAGCACUCAUCCUACUGGGUAUUUACAAAAAGUACUGUUGUUCUCCCUGCAGGCAACAUCAAAAUUUUACAGAGCAACACAUUCUUGCAUGCAUCAAUAAUUUUUCAGGUGUCUCAGUAAACGUAGUAUUUAAACUUUGCAAAAGUAAAAAGCACUGUAGCUUGCUUUGAUACUCUGGUUAGAUUUUUAGGGGAGCACAGAAAAUGGUUAAUUAAUUUCUUCAUGAAUCCCGCAGUGUUACUGACGCUGUGACUUAAAAGAAAUAAACAGGUUAGCUUGUUAUUUUUGUGAUCAGUUACUGUAAGAUAAAUCACUGUUGUCGUUUCUAGGGAAACCCCUGAGACACUUUAAAAAAAUGAUUUAAAAUGUUUCAAAACUUUUAUGUUUAAAGAUAAUGAGAUGAUGUUGACCACCACAUAGUGUGUUUGCGCUGUUAGAGCGGAUCCUUGGUAUGUCACAUCCAAUACUGUGUGAUUGUUCAGUUUCUUAUGUUGAGUGCCAGCAGGGAUAAUUCAGAAUGUCUGCCAAGAUAAAUCUUAAAUUGAAAUCCACCUGAAUGUUCUGCCUGUGUGAUUUAAUAUCUACAAAGCUUUACAAGUCAAAUCUGUAAAUUAAGAAAAUAGCAUUUUGUUAAUUUUUUUUUACAAAAGGCAGUGAAGGAUGUCAUGGAGUUCAUUAGAAAAGUGCACUCUGUUCCAAAACCUAAUGAGCUGCCUAGCAAGACAUUUUAACAUAUCAUAGGCGCUCCUGACAGGAAAGCUGUUCCAAAUGAUAAGCUGGCAUAAUUUUGCUUGCAUCUAGCUUCAAUUAUGUAGACAGUAGAUAACAAGGCAGCUCACUAGGUAAUAACUUUAGUCCAGAAGUGGUUGUAAAUUGGUUCAUAAGCACUAAGUUUUUAUAUUAAGAAGGAAAGCAAGAAAGAAAACACUUUACAAUAAGGUUCUAAACAUUAACAUUAGUUAAUGCGUUAUAUAUCAUGAACAAACAGUGAACAAUCAUUUUUUUACAGCAUUUAUUUAUUUUUAUGCUAGUGUUAAUUUAUAAAUAUAUAAUGUUACGUUUAAUUUAAAAAGUAAAACGUAGUUAAAAUCUAUUAGUCUAUGUGGAAAUUAAAAUGCUCUAAAAGCACUGUUUUGUUCAUUGUUUUUUCAUGCUUUCAACUUUUGUGGAAGCUAACCUUAAUGUGAACAACCUUGUUGUAAAAUGUUAGUUAAAUAAAUGAUUUGCUGAUCAUGCAUAUGUUGGAUCUUCUGUUUCAGUGUUAGCAAAAGAAAAUGUAUGCAUUAUGUGGUUUGUUUGAAAGUGUUAUCUGCAUUAGAGUGCCAACAUGGCAUUGUUUUUUAGGUCUCUGUAAUCACAGGGUGUAUUCAACCCAUUGACCCUAAGAUUAUUCAAGAUUUAUAUAAAUGUCAUGUCGAAAAUUAAAGGUAAACUCAUUCUUAUAGGUAAACCUUAUUUUCAUCUGUAGUACUCAUUUGUUUUUUACUUUCCAUAUGGAUUGUGCACUUUAGCCUGUUCA